This is a messenger RNA of Belonocnema kinseyi, 1431 nucleotides long. RefSeq names its product neuralized-like protein 2. Lineage: Eukaryota; Metazoa; Arthropoda; Insecta; Hymenoptera; Cynipidae. Bases 316 to 1119 code for a protein of 267 amino acids. Gene Ontology annotation, molecular function: ubiquitin protein ligase activity. The transcript has 4 exons. Gene Ontology annotation, biological process: intracellular signal transduction. The record is from RefSeq and is a predicted model, not a curated record.
AAACCUUGCCGUUAAUAUUACAUGUUGUAGCCGUAGCCCAUAAAUAUAUAGAUAAAUAAGUAGAAAACUAUUCUAUUGAUUAAAAAACUAUUUCUACGAUAAGUAACUUUUAUUAAAAUGGAAUGUUCAAUUAUUGCCUAGCCAAAAUAGAUUAAUGCAUUUUUCUUACAAGCAAUAAUAAAACUUUUGAGUGAUUUGAAUUGUACAGCACCCUUGGCAAACAAGGUCAAAAUAAUGUAAUAAUCUCCAUGCAGCUUUUUAAGAAAAAUAUAGGCUCCAGAUGUAUGGAUAAUUCAUAGUUACGACGGUUUCACAAUGUCAGAAAAAUCAGGAAAGAUAACCACUAGGUUUCAUCCUAGUCAUGGACACAAUAUCAUACUUUGGGACGAUAAUACGGUAGCCUUUCGAAAAGCCAGUUUUGCAGACGCACUGACAUUCAGUGAAAAGCCCCUGCAACCAGGUGAAAUUUUCUUACUGGAAAUUGAAAAAGACGAAAGAGGAUGGAGCGGUCACAUGAGAUUGGGUUUGACGCAAAUGGAUAUCACGAUGGUAGAUAAAGAAGGUUUGCCACAGUGGGCUGUACCAAACUUGGUUAAAACGGGCAAUAGCUGGAUAUUUGCAAUUACCAAGAGUCGUAGUAUUUGGGAUAGUUUUGAAGGCAUCGCUGGAUCUGCAUAUGGUGACGGAAUUCCAGCAAGGGAAAAGAAGCUCAUCACUGAUGGUGUGAAUGUACAUACUUCUCGCGGGAUCAUUCCCUACAGCGCCCUUAGGCCAAAUAUUGUUGGGUACUCACAAAAUAUCCUACCAACAGAUACGGGAAGUCGAAUCGGUGUCAUGUAUGUGCCACAGGCUGGUUCAGACAAAGCAGAAAUGCACUUUAUCAUCAACGGUGAAGAUCAAGGAGUUUGCCAAAAAGAUAUCCCGUAUAAGGCUGGACCUUUGCAUGCGGUAGUAGAUGUUUAUGGUACGACGAAGCAAGUUAGGAUAGUACAACUGUAUGGUAUAUCCACACUACAAGGUGCGUGUCGUGACGCUAUACUUCAGUAUACUCAGAGAACUGCGGUGAAUUAUCUUCCUCUACCGAAAACGCUAAAAGACUACUUGCUGUAUAAAUCAUAAUGAAUGGCUACACUACAGACUGCAGCACUAUAGUUUCAACAACAAAAUCACAAUUUUAACUAAAAAACUAUCUAUUUUCAUUUGUCAAGGUUUUCAUUCAUCUUUUAAUCAUGAUUUAAAUUUAAUUUUUUUUUAACUUUACUAUCGUAACUAAAUUGGUUCAUACAAAUCAGCAAAGCAUAUUGUACUUUACUUCAAAGUUUUGUCGGUCUAGAUAUAUUGUAAAUAUUUUGUACGUAAGAUCGCAAACUUCAUUUCUUGUGAUUAGCAUCAAUGUUAUAAAUUAAUGAAUGAAUUUAAUUUUUUUUUAAU